Molecule: messenger RNA, 4220 nt
Organism: Punctularia strigosozonata HHB-11173 SS5
Lineage: Eukaryota; Fungi; Basidiomycota; Agaricomycetes; Corticiales; Punctulariaceae
Product: citrate lyase beta subunit
Exons: 16
Coding region: 22-1104 (360 amino acids)
Biological process (GO): oxaloacetate metabolic process
Molecular function (GO): magnesium ion binding; catalytic activity
Source: RefSeq, a predicted model, not a curated record
CGCAUUGGCUAACCGUUCGACAUGAUCGCCGGCGUAUGGGCCGUUCGUCCUGCUGCAGCUAGCUGCGCUCGCCUUAGACCCAUUAGGCGCAUCUCGUACGGAAGGCUCUUGACGACGCUAUCUCGCUCACAAGAUGCCCCUGUCGAACAUCUCAGACGGUCCUACCUCUACGUCCCUACAUCGUCCCAGAAGAUGCUGAUGAAGUCGUUGACGUCUCAAACGGAUGUCAUCAUAUAUGAUCUCGAGGAUAGCGUCUCACCAUUCGAUAAGGACACGGCAAGGGAAAGGUUAGAAGGCUUCUUGACCGAUGGCAGCAUAGUAGCGAAGCUACCACAGUCCCAUCGAAUCGCCGUUCGACUGAACGCGUUAGAUACCCCGCAGUUUCAAUCAGAUAUCCGACAAGCGCUUGCAUUGCCGGCUAUUGGAACCCUGGUUAUGCCCAAGAUUCAUUCUGCUCGGGACUUAGACCACGUUUCUCGCGAGAUAUAUGCCGCCUCGAGACAUCAUCCAGUAUCUGCCGGGGUGGCGUCGCCCAUCAGGGUCGUUGCCAGUAUUGAAAGUGCAAAAGGCCUUUGGAGUGUUGGGGACAUAGCAUCGUGGACAUCAGAGUACGGACCUUCGCUGGGAGGAAAGCUCAGCGCGCUGCUUUUCGCCGCUGAAGAUUUUUGCGCCGACACCUCCAUUGUGCGCACGCGGUCCCGCUCCGAGCUGUUAUAUGCGCGAUCAAGGAUGGUAAUUGCGGCGAAAGCAUUUGGCCUGGAGGCUAUCGAUAUGGCGAGCGUAUGCGUGAAUUACAAGGACAAGGACUAUCUUCGAGAUGAAUGUGAGGAUGGACGGCGACUUGGGUUUACCGCCAAGCAAGCCAUACACCCGGAUCAGGUUGAGGUUAUCCAGACAACCUUUGUACCUACAGAAAAAGAGAUCCUCAGAGCGGCCAAGAUCGUGCAUGGUAUGGCUAAGGCCCAUGCCUCCCAAAUCGGCGCAAUAGGGCUAGAUGAUGGAAAAGGUGGAAAGGAGAUGAUUGACGCACCCAUGCUCAAGCAGGCAAAGAGGAUCGUACAGAUCGCCAGGGCCGCGGGUGUUAGAAUUCCAGAUGUCUCAUGACCGGGAGGAUCCCAGACCUGCGAUACGCUGCCGCAUUGUAUCUUACGUUGUGACAGGAAACGAGCGGAGUACCGUUCAGGCUCGAUUCAGAUUCUUGAAUGCGCGUUUCGACCGGACAUGAACGUUAUGGUCAGUGCCGCUUUCCAGAACACGACUUCCUCGCGCAGGCCCUCCAUGCAGGUCAAGACGUUUAUAGCAAUUAUACUAAUGGUUGAUGUACGUUAUGCAAGUUAAUACAGUGCUUCGGGACAAACGAAUGUGGGUGUCGCAGGUGCUAUGCCAAUCUGGCACUAUGAAACUAACAGUCCGGAACGAAGUACAUGCAUGUCCUUGAUGCUCAAGGUGCUGAAGAAGUUGACGAGAUCACAAGUACAAAGAAAACGGAGACCACGUUCGCAACAACAUACAUCUCGAUGAGGGUAUCCAAGCUGACACAGAGAGCAUCCCAGAAGAUGCAAUGUAGAAUCCAGAUUCAUGGAAUAGCCACCAGCCCGGCACCAAUAGCUACGCAAAGCAGCGCCGCAACCGCCGCACUCCGGAUGGUAAUCUCCCACUGCGCCCUUACGAUGACGGGCGAGAGCACGCGCGUGAGCGGCGCUUUAAACGCGGGCACAGACAGGAACAGCUCCUUGUGGUUCUUCUCGAUCUCCGCCGCAUCCUGCGGCUGCGAGUGCGGGCAGGAUGGACAGUGCGAGAUCGCACGAGACCACUGCGAGUCUGCUGUGCGAGGACGCGAGUCGGCAGUGCGGGGGCGCGAAUCCGCGGUGCGGGGGCGUGAGUCGGCGGUGCGAGGGCGCGAGUCGGCGGUGCGAGGGCGCGAGUCUGCAGUGCGGGGACGGGAGUCGGCGGUACCCGGACGACUUCGCGAGUCGAGAAGUCGAGGUCGUCCGGAGAGCUGGACGAGGCUCUCAGACAGCGGCAACGGGUGGUCUGAGGAAGUUGCGUCCUGAUAGAGCCCUUUCUUCCACAACAGCCCUCGACGCCACCAGGAGCGCGCAGUGCUAGGCGCGGUAGGCGGCGCUUGAGCCCCAAGCCCCUUUUCAGGAUCGGCGGUAUUCCUCUGCGCAUAGUUGCCGCUGCUGAGCGACGUGCCCUCCGUCCACGGAACAGAUGGUUUGAUGCUGCGCGGUUUCUCCUCGAUAACGUGUUCGCCGGGGGAGCAUCCACAUCUGUCGCCCACCAUCGACGACGAUGCGAAAGCCUCACACCGGCAGAGCACGUGUCUCGGGGGCAAUGCGUCGAAGUCAAAGGUCUCGUGCGACAAUGUCCUGGGGUUUCGCCCAACGAACUCGUAUUCGCUAUCAUCCUCGCUGCUAUAGUCCCAUGGUCGGAUGAAGCCAGCUGUACGCCAUUGCUGAGCGAUGGCGGCAGCAGGGGAUUGAGGGACGGAUGACUUCUUUCGGCUGCUUGAGGGAUCAUCGGACAAGUCGGCGUCAGCCUCGUGAGGGGGCACGAAGGAACUGGUGAAGGGUACGGGGACUGGGCUAUAUCUUCCCUCCUUGGGAACGGUGGUCCCGUUGCCAUCGGUGGUCAGUUGAGGACUACGGUCAUAGAACGGACCGGAAAUCUCGAUGUGCAUGGCGGGAUUGGUAUCGUAUUCCGAAGAUAUCGAAGGCGCGGAGGAGGAAACACUAACAGUCGAGCAAGCCGUGGAGGAGCGUGACAUGGAAGACAGACUACGCUUGUGCAGAGGUACGCCGGUGGAGGUCAAUGGGGUCAGGGGUGCAAGAGUUUCGGGAGACAACGGUGAAUGUGGAGGUGAUUGUAUGCGGACCCGCCGAGGUUGCUGGAGAUCUGUUUUCGCUGCAUCGGAAGCCGCGAGACUGGCAGUUUGACCUUCCGACAGGUGCGCCGGUUUCAGCGAGGACGCUCUUGGACGGUCAGUCCGUAUGGGCGGCACAUGUAUUCCACGUCGAGCCUGCAAGGGCUCCGUAUGGGCUUCCGGUGGUAUAGCCAACUCUAGGGCGGGCGGAACCUGUGAAACAAAUGACGAGGGAGCUCUGCUAGGAACCGGUGCCCGUAAAGGUAGAGGCUGCGGAAGGCGAGUUAUUGGCUGGAUAGCUCGAACCUUAGCUUUCUUGCUCCGAGCAGGCCUGUAGAGCUCAAAAGUUCUGAGCUGUCGCAGAUCGCCGAAUACCCAGAUCAUCAUGCAGACGCCAUGCAAACUGGCGAUAAGGAUGAACAGGCCUAGCCACAAACCCGGAAUUGCCGUCAAACGGAUCCAACGGUUCUCGAUCUGCGUGAAAUUGACCGAGAUGGGAGCUACUGUGCCUAAGAUAAUGAAGAAUAGAGCGCCGGCUAGUCCGCAGAGCGUCCGGCGAUUGCCGACAUUGUAGUACGCGGCCAGUACGAAUCGCUUCAGCGAUCCGUCCAACUUGGUCUCGAUCUCCCGUAGCAAGGACGAGAAGAUAGCAGGGUCUGGAUGCGCAGCAGAAGGGCUCGUGGAAUCUUGGCCAUAUAGGGCCAUGCAUUCUCGGAUGGGUGAAAAUACAUCGCUAGAAAGGUCGAGAAAAUACGGAGAGGGAGGCGAGAAGAAGGUCUCCUUCGCUCGUCCAAAGAAUUCAGCGAGCUCAGGGGAAAGGCGGGCCUGGAUCGGCGUGCGAUAAUGGCUGUACUUUGUUCGGGGAACGUCGCCCGGCGGUGAGUCCAGGUCGGUCGUUGGGCUCGGCGGAGGGUUGUCAGGUCCACGAGAGUCCAAUGAGGAUGAAGACCGCCGGAAGGUGGGAUUGAACGUGAUCAAAGCGGGAGCAUGACCCCGCGUAGAAGAUGCCUUGCAAUCCUGUACCCAUGCGUUAUAUCGGGCGGUGUACUCACGCAACCAGAGUACGAAAUAGAGGUUUUCGGGACAGUGCUCGACGAACAGUAGCCAUUCCUCGAAGUCCUUAAGGCCAAUCGGAGGAAGAUGUUUUCCAGAUAUAAGGUCCUCGAGAGAGAUACGGUAAUGUGGGGUGAUGCCAAAGGAGCGUACUUUGCCUUCAGCUCGCGGAGGAUGGGCAAUGCGGUGAGGGAGGGAUGAGAGAGACAAAAGGGACAACCUGGUAGCCUUGGGCUGGUGUUGAAGGUCGAAUUGUCGCUGGGAGGCGCGGCCACCGGGAGACCAGCCGGUCAUGGACGGA